Messenger RNA from Paramecium sonneborni, 460 nucleotides. NCBI's taxonomy places the organism in Eukaryota, Ciliophora, Oligohymenophorea, Peniculida, Parameciidae. The record is from the annotation of a GenBank genome assembly.
AUGAUUACAAUUCUUAAGAAUACUUUAAUAAUUUAUCUUGGACUUUUGGGUCUGAGCACAAUUGGAUCCCUUUUCAUAUGCUUAGAUCAAGAAUAUCAAUAGCAAUGUCCAUCACAUGUUGUGUCAAUUUUAUCUGAUCUGUCAGUCAUUCCAAUUGUAAAUGAAGCCAGAAUAAUGUUAAUUCCAUUUAUUAAAGAAUUACCUCCUCAAUGGAUUAGUGUUUUAAUUUGGAGUUCAUUAAUGAUGACAAGUGCAUUACUAAUAUCAAUUAUGUAUUUAGCUGCGUAAAGAAUUUAAAAAAAUAUUAAGGAAGUUCACUUAUAAUAUGUUGGUGAAUUUAGUUAAAUUUUUAGUUAUACUUAUUUUGUUUUCACUUAUCUUUGCCUGGAUGAUGAACAUUUAAGAGAUGCCAUAAAAAUUACAAUAUUAUUUGAGGUACUUAUAAUUAUUCUAAUAAUGA